Rhinichthys klamathensis goyatoka is the source of this 1904-nucleotide messenger RNA. It is a transcript of the gene kcng1, whose product is annotated as potassium voltage-gated channel, subfamily G, member 1. Gene Ontology annotation, biological process: regulation of delayed rectifier potassium channel activity; protein homooligomerization; potassium ion transmembrane transport. Gene Ontology annotation, cellular component: voltage-gated potassium channel complex; membrane. NCBI's taxonomy places the organism in Eukaryota, Metazoa, Chordata, Actinopteri, Cypriniformes, Leuciscidae. Gene Ontology annotation, molecular function: delayed rectifier potassium channel activity. The transcript is spliced from 4 exons. The record is from RefSeq and is a predicted model, not a curated record. The coding region runs from base 268 to 1824 and encodes 518 amino acids.
UUUCCUUCUCCUUUUAUAGUAAAAGAGAAAGAAUCUUUCAUUCCUAGACAGCAUGAACACUCCCAACUACAGAUGAACUACGAUGAAAGAAAUAUAAUUUCGAAGGACAUGACGACGGGAUGUUCAUUUUGGGGAGCACUGUUCUUUGAAAGCAGAGGGUUGAGAUCUUCCGAGUUCAGUUUUCUACAUGAUGAAGGGCAGUGUUUGAGAGGAAGCGCUGGACCACAGGCAUGUGACGGCCGCUGAGGUGGAGGUGUCCGGUGAAAGAUGACUUUACUGGCGGGCGAUGGUUCGGAUUACGACUACAGCGCUUUAAGCUGCACCUCGGACACCUCUCUGAACGCUCCCCCCAUCCAGGAGCGAGAGGCUCUAAAGGGGGUUUACUAUAAACGAGCGCAACGACUGCCCCCGACUGACCCCAACACCCCCGACGCGCCCCGUCCCGACGACACCUGUGGCCAGCGCCUGCAUGUCAUCAUUAACGUGGGCGGCCUCCGGUACCAGCUUCCCUGGACCACGCUGGAGGACUUCCCUCUCUCGCGUCUGGGACAGCUACGCCUGUGCAGCAGCUUCGAUGAGAUCAUGCGUGUGUGCGACGACUACGACGUGGUCCACAACGAGUUCUUCUUCGACCGGAGUCCCUGCGCCUUCAGGACCAUCCUCACGUUCCUGCGCGCCGGGAAGCUGCGCUCUCUGCGGGAGAUGUGCGCCCUGUCCUUCCAGGAGGAGCUGCUCUACUGGGGCGUCCCGCAGGAAAGCCUGGAGUGGUGCUGCCGGCGACGCCUCCUGCAGCGCGUGGAGGAGUGCGACGAGCUCGAGCGGGACGAGGACGAGGAGGACGACGACGAGGAUGAUAGCGGAAGCGGAUCGGCCGGGGAGACUCGUCUCGGACGCUGCAUGGAUAAACUAAGAGACAUGGUGGAGAAGCCUCACUCCGGCCUGCCCGGGAAGAUCUUCGCCUGUCUGUCGGUCCUGUUCGUCACCAUUACAGCCAUCAACCUGUCCAUAAGCACCAUGCCUGCUAUGAGAGAGGAGGAGGAGAGUGGGAAAUGCUCUCAGAUGUGCUACAACAUCUUCAUAGUGGAGACGGUGUGUGUGGCCUGGUUCUCGCUGGAGUUCACGCUGCGCUUCAUCCAAGACCGCAGCAAGUUGGCCUUCCUCCGGCGCCCGCUCAACCUGAUCGACGUCAUAGCCAUCCUGCCCUACUACAUCACGCUGGUGGUGGACAGCACCUCCACGGGGGAGAAGCGCUUGGGCUCGGGUAGCAGUUACCUGGACAAAGUGGGCCUCGUGCUGCGGGUCCUGCGGGCGUUACGCAUCCUCUACGUGAUGCGCCUGGCGCGCCACUCGCUCGGACUCCAGACGCUCGGGCUGACGGCGCGCAGGUGCACGCGAGAGUUCGGCCUGCUCCUCCUCUUCCUCUGCGUCGCCAUAGCGCUCUUCUCCCCGCUCCUUUACCUGAUCGAGAACGAGGCGGCGGCCACGCGAGAGUUCAGUAGCAUUCCCGCCACGUACUGGUGGGCCGUGAUCACGAUGACCACGGUGGGUUACGGUGACAUGGUGCCGCGCAGCAUCCCAGGACAGGUGGUGGCGCUCAGCAGCAUCCUCAGCGGGAUCCUGCUCAUGGCGUUCCCCGUCACCUCCAUCUUCCACACGUUCUCGCGCUCCUACGUGGAGCUCAAACAGGAGCAGCAGCGGCUGCUUCAGCGCAGGACUCACUUCCUUCUGCGCAGUCGCAUCGCGGGACUCGGCAGCAACCUGUCGGUGGAGAGCGACGUGCUCUUCCCUAGCGUCUCGUCUAACCACAGAGACAAAGAGGAGUAAAAGUGCAGGACUUAAGUGGAAUGAAAAGCUUUUUUUAUAUAUAUCUUGAAUGUUGUUUUACAUAUUGUCCAUCAACAAUC